Messenger RNA from Sphaeroforma arctica JP610, 1413 nucleotides. RefSeq lists its product as hypothetical. NCBI's taxonomy places the organism in Eukaryota, Ichthyosporea, Ichthyophonida. The transcript is spliced from 3 exons. The coding region runs from base 341 to 1336 and encodes 331 amino acids. The record is from RefSeq and is a predicted model, not a curated record.
CUCACAUAAGAAGCGUAUGCUUGUGGAAGGAUGGCUUACGCCCAAUAGCACCCAAAUCUGAACAGCUUACUUGUAGUUACUAUUAUCAAUUACUGCGUUCAGAGGUAUAUAGUACACAAGAGAAGACCAACAGAGGAACGGACACAUAAUUUAGGCGCACAGAUAACCCAACUUUGUAAGUGGGUCGUAGGUAGCACCAUAUGUGUGCUUUAUCUUGCAAUACUAUAUCUGAACUUGUAGCAAGAAUCACUGUAGGAUAAUAUCAAUAGUUCGUGAAAAUUCAGCUAGAAUAACAGAAUAGAUAGAAGCCCCAUCCCAAUAAUCACAAAUCCUGGCAAGAAUGGCGGACUCUGAAGACUGGGAAGCGUUGGAUAGUGCGGGCGAGUUUGACAAGGUGCCCGACUCUGGUGCCACGAUUGAUCGAUACUCGAGCGUCGCUAAUCAAGUGGAUACCCAAUUCUCUGCUAUGGCCCUGGGCGCAAAUAACAAUUCAAACGUGUCAGCAACGAACGUGAAAGUACAGAUCCUUAGGCGGCCUAACUCGAGCCAGAACGAAACUCAACCGAAGUUGCUUAAACGCCCCUCAUCGCCUGCAACGGUGACCUCUAGUGAGGGCCAGGAAAAGCCUGCGCCAGUUACCAAAACCGCAAAGGCUGGGCAACAAGGACAUGGUAAUAAGACAAAGGGGAAGCAAUUAGAAGGCAAAGCAAGUAAAACGCUAACCCAGCGCGAGAUAGAUUAUGCUGCAGCGAGAGAGAAAAUAUUCGGCCAGAAUCCCGUGGCAUCGGGCAGCACCGGAUCGCUCAGUGGCAUGGGCAGUGGAGGGUCUGGGAACUCCACACCCACACCCACACCCACCCCAGUCUAUUCACGGAACAGCUACAACAAUCACAGCGCAAACCCGAACAAUAUGAAUAGCAAUUACAGUACAAAUUAUAUGACCAACAGCCAUUACGGCAACAUCAGCGACCCCAGCAUGGCAAACAUUAACAACAACAACAUGGUGAACGUAAGUAUCACACCAAACACCUACACAACGGCCUACAUGCCGUACAGUAACCAUGCGUACGCCCAUCAGGUCGGCACUCAGUCGCCCACCUAUUCCAAUAGAAUGUCGCCCACUCCUAGAAACGGGCCCGGCGUGCCCAUCGCCAACAGGUACGCGGCCGAGUACACCGUGAGAUACCCAGUCAACAAUGUACCGAACACUAAAGCCGCGCCAAUGAACAGCAACAUCAUUCGAGAGCCUAGGGUUGCAGACAAUUCUCGUGGUUUCGGGGUUGCAAGGGGUAACGCGGGGAACGACGUAACACGCCCGUCUAUGGACUCUACAUAGCAGGCACUUAUAAGAUGAUAUUGUCGAACUGCACAGGUAGCGAGUUGCGACAAUUAUAUAUUGAACAUAUAAAGAAC